UUCCUGUAGGUUCAUGCUCUACAACAUCCGCAGAGUACGACCCUGCCUCACACAGGAAGCAGCGCAGGUCCUAAUCCAGGCACUUGUCAUCUCCCGUCUGGAUUACUGCAACUCGCUGUUGGCUGGGCUCCCUGCCUGUGCCAUUAAACCCCUACAACUCAUCCAGAACGCCGCAGCCCGUCUGGUGUUCAACCUUCCCAAGUUCUCUCACGUCACCCCGCUCCUCCGCUCUCUCCACUGGCUUCCAGUUGAAGCUCGCAUCCGCUACAAGACCAUGGUGCUUGCCUACGGAGCUGUGAGGGGAACGGCACCUCAGUACCUCCAGGCUCUGAUCAGGCCCUACACCCAAACAAGGGCACUGCGUUCAUCCACCUCUGGACUGCUCGCCUCCCUACCACUGAGGAAGUACAGUUCCCGCUCAGCCCAGUCAAAACUGUUCGCUGCUCUGGCUCCCCAAUGGUGAAACACACUCCCUCACGACGCCAGGACAGCGGAGUCAAUCACCACCUUCCGGAGACACCUGAAACCCCACCUCUUUAAGGAAUACCUAGGAUAGGAUAAAGUAAUCCUUCUCACCCCCCCCCCCUUAAAAUAUUUAGAUGCACUAUUGUAAAGUGGCUGUUCCACUGGAUGUCAUAAGGUGAAUGCACCAAUUUGUAAGUCGCUCUGGAUAAGAGCGUCUGCUAAAUGACUUAAAUGUAAAAUGUAAAUGUAUUGUAUGAAUGUGAAAUACAUUGUGGUUUUCAUGUGAAACCGUACACUAAGACAGGGUUAUUUUGUGGAACAUUUUUUAAUUCUGCUUUAGGUAAAGUGCAUUUAUGUUGUGUAAUUUAAAGUGUGCACUUGUUUGAUGUGAAUAUUUUCAAAGUACUAACAAGAAAAUAGACAAUUGAACAAGAGAAAAAAAAAUUCUUCAAAAUAAAGAAAGCGGCAGAACUUUGCAGACGUAAACAUGUGUCCGUUCUUUUUACUAUUGCAGGCCACCUCAGCUACACAUGUACUCUGUCUGCACACGCAUCCACGCAUGCACAUACACAUGGACAAACACACACUAAUGUUCUCUCUCUUGUGUUUGUCAGCAGUUCAUCGUGGCCCUGUAGUUCGCCUCCUUCACCAAAGCUCUGUCAGGGACCUACAUGAAGAGUGCCAUCACUCAGAGACACUUUGACCUGUCCGGCUCUCUCAUCGGUCUCAUAGACGGCAGCUUUGAGAUGGGUUUCAACAAUAACAUUGAGUUGCUUGAGAAUUCAUGUAGUAAAAACCAGAUACAGACUACAGUAUGAUCCAUUUUUUUUGUGGUUCAAUCAGAGUCUGCUCUCAAUACUGUCCACUUUUAUAGUUGUUCCUAUUAAUUGAUUGACUGGCGUUUGUCUAUGACUCUACUGUCAAACCCCUAACAUUGUUUUAUUUGAUGCUAUGUUGUUGCAGCCUAGUAUCCAAACUGAUAUGCCGUUCUUAGUUUAAAAAAUAACAGUGUUUAUAAUUUGCUAUUCCUGACUACUGCAGUGUUGUGGUUUCUUGCAGGUAACCUGCUGUUCCUGGCUGUGGUCAGCCAUUUUGGGGCGAAGCUGCACCGGCCCAGGUUCAUUGCUAUGGGCUGUUUCCUCAUGGCUGUAGGAUCCUUCCUCACAUGCCUGCCGCACUUCUUCAUGGGACGGGCUAUCAGGAGAGCUACCCAAUCGCAGAGGGCCAUCGUGGCUUCAUCAGUGAUGCCAGACUUCUGCAGAUGCAGAGAGCUGAGAGAGAGGCCAUGGAAGCAAAGCAAAGAAAGAUAAGUGCUAUCCAUGAGAAUUAUGUACGGACUGCUCUCAUCGGUGUUGGCAGCACCUUCGCGCACCACUUCGUCCCCUCUAUUCAGUGCAUUCCGCGGCUGAAAGCUCCACCGAGGCCUUUGCCACGAAGGCUUGAGCACAUAGCUCUGGCCCCACUGAAGAACAUGGUGGGGGUGGACGGAGCCCAAGUUCGACCCGGAUCUCACUCUCUGGAGUCCAUCCAGGUAAAUAAGUCAUUCAGCAGCAGUAGCGUGUGGCCUGUUACCGUCCCUCCCACUGCAGCUCCCUCCAAGAGGGGCAAGAAGAAGAAGGGCAGGCGGGGAGUCAAAGCCCUGAAAGUCCAGUCGGACCAGGGCUGUGCUGACAACAACGGACCCAUUGACCUGAUGGAGGAGGUGAGGGACAUCGAGGCUCACCUGAAGGAGGAGGACUGGAAGGGGUGAAGGCCAUGGGCAGGAGAAGUUUGGGCUCGGCCAUGUCCACGGGGGAAAUAGCAACCAGCUCUCUGGGAAGCCUGAGCUCAGUGGAUAUGAACACCCCUGCGGAGCUCCGUGACUACUUGGAUGUCGGGACCCCGGUCAAGUCGCUUGACAGCCCACCCAGGCCUGCUCCCCCUCCUACCAAGCCCAGGAGCAAACAGCCUCGGCCUAUAAGGUUCCUUAGCCUGCCAAAGGCUGCCACCGGCUCAGGGAGAAGAAGAUCGAGGGCUUGACCUUUCUCCGUGUGAUGGCUCAGAACCACAUGGACAUACUGAUGCCUAAACUCCAUGAUAUCUGCCUUGCCAUUAUAAAUGAGGUGAAGAACCUGCGCUCUGCAGUGUCCUGUGCUGCCAUGGCCACACUGGGUGACAUGUACGUCCACCUCCAGAGGGCCAUGGACAGUGAGGUGGAGGGGACGGCACGCGUGCUGCUGCACAAAACCAGCGAGGCCAACGCCUUCAUCCGGCAGGGCGCCAACUUUGCCCUGGGUCACAUGGUGCAGAGCUGCACCCCUACACGUGUCAUGAAUGCCCUGCUGGUCGGUGGGCUGAGCCACCGUAACGCUGCGGUGAGGAGCUGCACUGCUCAGCACCUGGAGAGACUGGCUGAGGUCAUGGGGGCGGCUCGUCUCCUGUCGGGGAAGAAAGACCUCACUGACCGUUUCUUGAUUGCCGUCAGUAAACUGGCUGUGGACCCUGCACAGGAAGUCAGGCAUCAUGGUCGCAAUAUCUUGAGCAACAUGGCCACUAAUGGCGACUUUCCUAAAAUGUGGGACAAAUUCGCUCCGAGGAAAGAGAGAAUCCUUGAGGGAGGUCAUCUCAAAGGUUAACCUCAAAGAAAGGAAUAUCUGAAUCAUCCCCAACUUGACUAUAUAUUUGUAUGUAAAUAUUUGCACAUUUCCCAACUUGACUAUUAUCCCCUCCAGUCCCCAAACUCCAAUAUUUUCUCUCAUUCCAAGAAAUUUGACACUAUCAUCCAACCCCCAUGUAAAUGCAUCUUUAAACUGCAUUGACUCCUUGUCCAAGUCCUGAAUCCACUAUAAGGCCAUAUGAACCACAUUCAAAGCACUAAAUUACCUUUCCUCGAAGCUCCUAUCUGAUCUACCAGCUCAAUAGUGGUCUACUGAAACCAUACUCACCAUCUCAGGGGGUGCUCAGAUCAUCAACCACUGACCUCCAAACCAUCCUCAAAAACAGCAGUCCUCUUUUGGAGACAGAUUGGUCAGUGCUCCUGUAUGGCACCAACAUUGUGGAUUUUCAUCCAAUACUUCUGGACUAUGGGAACAUUCUUUGGACAAUAAAAUGAGGUAAAAUGGAAGCUGGCUACAGUCUC
Messenger RNA from Oncorhynchus keta (chum salmon), 3583 nucleotides. RefSeq names its product TOG array regulator of axonemal microtubules protein 1-like. Gene Ontology annotation, biological process: microtubule cytoskeleton organization. Gene Ontology annotation, molecular function: microtubule binding. Bases 2499 to 3080 code for a protein of 193 amino acids. Gene Ontology annotation, cellular component: cytoplasmic microtubule; cilium. The transcript is spliced from 8 exons. The record is from RefSeq and is a predicted model, not a curated record. NCBI's taxonomy places the organism in Eukaryota, Metazoa, Chordata, Actinopteri, Salmoniformes, Salmonidae.